GGAAUUGAACCUGCAGCAAGGACAUAGCCUUUGUACUUUGGGUGCCUUCUCUACCAGAACAAGCUGGGUUCGUACAACAACAUCUACUACAGAGACUGACAUAACCAGCAAAACAUGAUGAAACCUUAAGACAUGAUCAGUUCACCAUCGAGUGACACGAUGGACCGCAGAGGCCAAACUACACACAUGUACCAACAAAGGUCACAGGCCAGAGCUCACAAACCAACAAUGUUGUGCCUUCCUCUGCUGAACCUCCAGGAUACAGAGGCAGAGGACAGACGGGGAAGUGAAACAGAGAGAAUCAAGAAGAUCCAUGAGGGUCAGUUAAAGGAUCUACGCUGGAAAUACCAGAUGAUAUAACAGACUCACAGGGACAGAUGUCUCAGAUGAAGAUAGCAGGGAUCCAUGAUGUGGAGGAUUUGGAUGGAGCUGAUUCAACAAAGGGAAUCAAGACACAAACAAGUAUUGCAGGGAGUGUCAUUUUGAGUAGGAAGACAUCAUGGGACAUGCCUGUGCCAAAUGUAUCAGAAGACAACAGUGGUCGCCAUGCCACUUAAAAGUCUCCUGUCACAGCCAAAGCUUUUCAAGUGCAGUUGAGGAAAGGACCAUCAAGUUGGCUGGAGUUUGGUCCGAGACGCACUGCAAGGAUGAAAGCCCUCGUUUUUCUUUUUGUAAACUUGGCAGUUUCAUCAGCAUUCACCCAAAAACCAAUUAGAGACAUAGUUGACAUUGGUGAAGACAAGGACAUAAUAGAGGCAAACAAGGAUUCCAUGACAGAUGAUAUUCUGGAGAAACCGGACACGCUAAGGAGUGCGAUUGUUAAUGAAAACAGACUGUGGACAUCCCCAGUACCAUAUGUUUUGGAAAAUGACCUUGAGCUGAAUGCUAAAGGAGUCAUCCUAAAAGCCUUCGACCAGUUCAGGUUGAAGUCAUGCAUUGACUUCAAACCAAGGGACUCUGAGGAAUAUUACAUAUCUGUCCAAAAGAAAGGCGGAUGUUAUUCAUAUAUUGGCCGAGUAUCUUCCACUGGACAGGUCCUCUCCAUCGGGAGAUACUGUGAUGAACUUUCAACCGUUGAACAUGAGUUCCUCCAUGCUUUGGGCUUCCACCACGAGCAGUCCCGAUAUGACCGAGAUAAUUAUGUGACCAUUGCAUUUGAGAACAUCAUAGCAGGUAUGGAAUUUAAUUUUAGGGAAGUUAGCAAAGAUUACAGCACCACCCAAGGAGUCCCAUACGACUACUUGUCAGUGAUGCACUAUGGCAAAAAUGCAUUCAGCAAUGGCAAUGGGUCGACAAUCAUCACAAAAGACCCACGGUUCCAGGACAUUAUUGGUCAAAGACGGGAAAUGAGUCCCAGUGAUGUUCUCGAGCUGAACCUCCUUUACAAAUGCAACUCAUCUAUUGCAUUUAAGAUGCACUGCAGCUUCUCUGACGGGACCAUGUGUCAAAUGAAUGGCUGCUCAAAGAGUGGCCGUGGCUGGGAAAUGGUAAAAGCCGCUCUUGGGGGUCCUAGGACUGACCAUACCACUCUACCUAAUGGCAAUGGUGAUCAUGGUCACGGUGCAGCUUACUUCAUGCAUGCUAGCACAGCAAAGGGUAAGGAGGGAGACUCAGCCCGGCUGGAGACCCACACAAUGACUCCCAACCGGGAUUGUCAUGUCCAGUGUCUCCAGUUCUACUAUUACAAUAGUGGAAGCCCGACGGACCAGCUCAACAUCUGGAUCAGAGAGUUUCAAGAUGAAUGGGACGCCAAAGGAACCCGCCGCCUCAUGGCACAGAUUACUGGUUAUCUAACAACUCACUGGAAGCUCCAGCAUGUUUCCCUGGAUGCCACCAAGCCCUUUCGGGUUGAGUUUGAAGUCCGUAAAGGAGCGGGAGACUCUUCGGGCGGCUUCUCAAUUGAUGACAUCAAUCUGUCCGAGAUCGAAUGUCCACACGUAACCAUGCAGAUUAAUGACUUUGAGAACCUUUUGAACACUAGCAAGUAUGGAUACACUCUAUACAGCUCUCGGCAAUACUCCAGAGGCGGCUAUGCUUAUGCAGUCGGGGCCGUGCUGUACAAGACAUAUUUUGGAUUAUUUGUGCAACUCUUGUCUGGUGAAAAUGAUGACAAGCUGAAGUGGCCUUGUCCGCAAAGGCAGGUGACCUUUGAAAUGCUGGAUCAGAACCCCAAAAUCCAGCUGCAGAUGUCCAAACAGAGGAGUAUAACAAGUGACCUAAGUCGAUUCUCUGAUGGUACCUUCAGGUGGGACAAUCCUCGUAAGACUGGCACUCCAUAUGUAGAUGAAAAUGGCGAGACCAUCUAUGCCGGACCUCUGCUUGGCAGAAGAUUUUUUGCCUAUGCUAAAGAAAUGAAAACCCACGACUUCCUCAAGGGGGGAAGUGCCGUUUUUGUCUUCAGCUUUCAAGAUCUUACUCCUGUUGUUAAUGGAAGUACUCUACCAUGCCCUAAAGUCAGCCCAGUGAAGAGCCCUAAUCAUCCUAAAGAUCAUGAUGAAGGCCCAUGCUCAACACGGAUUGUACCCACUACUCCUCCAGCAACCACCACCAGUCAACCUCAAACAACAGAUGAUGACAGUGUUUUUGGUUUCUCUGCUGGUUUGGCCUGUUCUCCAGUCCUCAUCCUCCUACUCGCACUGAUGCUUUUGAUUCCUUGAUGUGUGCAAAUCUCACCUCUACACAUGAACAGGACCAGUAAAUUUACCACUGACCGAGUAAUUCGGCAGGUUUUACUUCUCAUUAAAUUUCUUUUGUGUUUUCAGUAGGUAUAAUACAAAUUUAUAAGAAAACAAAAUAGUUUUAAAAAAGGUGCAAUGGGUAUAGAACUAGUGGAAUAUGUCAGUAGCGUUGUUAGGCCUGGGCAUCGGAGGCUUCAGCCCUGAAUGUUAAAAUAUGUAGGCAAUAUAUAUGUUUCAUAUUAAAGGCCUAAUAAUGAUAAAAAAAACUCCCAGAUUUAAUAAUCUGUUACUCUGUUCAUACACCACUGUUCAUGUAAAUACAUACUAUUAUUACAGCUCUAGUCAAUACAUUUUUUAAAUGAUAGCAGUUGAAAAGUACUCUGUUCCUACUCAAUAGAAAUUACUAACAACUUCUAAUAUAUUUUUUAAUCAGGUCUCAUAAUUAAUCUGGGAAGUAAAAUGUUUUUAAGGGUAAAUAAGGUGCCAGAGUGCAUGACAAAACAUCAAAAUAGGCCAUGUUUAUCAAAAAAAUACUAGGGGGAGAAUCCUCCCAGACCCCCCGACAGAGGUCCAGGCUAAGACCCCAAUGGCCAUAAAUCCAAGAAACACCCCUGGUAGAUGCUAUGUAUUGGUGGUAAUGAAAUGUUUGUUGUACUUAGGUGUUUGUUGUGACCAUAUAUUUGUUUGCAUUUAGAUUAUCUUUUGUGGGCUCAUCUUGAAAGUUUUCCUUGAUUUCUUACAGUGUAGCAGUUCUUUGAGGAAAUUUAAAAAACCUCAUUGCUUUGUACUGGCUUUGUAGAAUUUUAUGGCUCUUUCUGUACAGUGGCUCUUGAUUUAGG
This is a messenger RNA of Plectropomus leopardus (leopard coralgrouper), 3517 nucleotides long. Its product is annotated as meprin A subunit beta-like. NCBI's taxonomy places the organism in Eukaryota, Metazoa, Chordata, Actinopteri, Perciformes, Serranidae. Gene Ontology annotation, cellular component: membrane. Gene Ontology annotation, molecular function: zinc ion binding; protein binding; metalloendopeptidase activity. Gene Ontology annotation, biological process: proteolysis. The record is from RefSeq and is a predicted model, not a curated record.